Messenger RNA from Sclerotinia sclerotiorum 1980 UF-70, 1221 nucleotides. RefSeq lists its product as hypothetical. NCBI's taxonomy places the organism in Eukaryota, Fungi, Ascomycota, Leotiomycetes, Helotiales, Sclerotiniaceae. Bases 1 to 1221 code for a protein of 406 amino acids. The transcript has 4 exons. The record is from RefSeq and is a predicted model, not a curated record.
AUGCCUGAUCCACUUGAUAGUGUUACCGCUAGAAUCGUUACUAGAAUCGAAGCUGUACUCCACCUUGGUAGCACAGUCCAUCAAUAUCUAAGUAAUAUCAAAGACCCAAUCACAGAUCACAACAAUAUCAUCAACGAGAUCAACUCUAUAUAUGAAAUCCUUUCUACUUUACAAGCUAAUAUACAAAACAAUUCAAUCAAUAAUGAAGAUUGGUCAACAAUUUCUCAAAGACUUGAAGGCUUCGAUGGCCCAUUAAACCUCUUAAAGACAGCACUCCAGGAAUUAACUACGAAAUUCGAGGAUACAGCUUCUACCAUAGAUGUUAGGGUUCUUCCAUUGGAUUUCAAGCAGAAUGAAGCAGAGGAACUCUUCCGAUUUGUUACAAAGCAGAGAUCCUUACUAUCUUUGGCUUUGAGGAAUAACUAUGUUGCACCUUCGACGGAUAUCCACGGUAAUACACUCCCUAUUCGUGAUAUCGAGAAUACAAACCUUCAUAAACGAUAUUAUACAAAUCAUGAUACAACUUUCAACUCGCAGUAUCAAGAUGAUAAAUCCCGAUAUCUACCUGAAACACAGUCUAAACGACAGAGAAUUAAUCGACAAGGCAAUUUUACAAACGCGGGCGGAUCACAAUUCAUUGCAUCAAACCUUAAUUCUGGAGGAGGGUCUAUUAAUAUCAAUACUCACACCUUGGAAAACCGCUGCCUAAUCGACCUACGAACCACCGAUCCACGAUUGGACAAGAGACGUAUCGAAGAGACUAAAGGAGGACUACUCGAUAAUGUAUAUAAUUGGAUUUUCGAUAAUAGUGAUUUUCAACAAUGGCACUUUAACCGAGAUAAUCGCCUACUUUGGAUUAAAGGAGAUCCUGCACUCUCUGAGAUUUUGAAGGAUAUCUUGCAUGAUAAGAAUUUGAAGCCGACGAUCUUGAUUAUUGAUGCACUUGACGAAUGCCAAAAAGACCUGCCACAAUUACUUCGCCUAAUUGUUUCGGGCUUAUCCAUUUCUUCUCGUGUUAAAUGGCUUGUCUCUAGUCGAAACUGGCCCGAAAUCGAAGAGCAGUUACAACAAGCCGAGCAGGGAACCCGGCUCAGUCUCGAGUUGAAUGCUGAAUCAGUAUCUGCUGCUGUCAGAUGUAGAUAUGGAAGAUAUCGAGGCGGCUCAGAUAUGCCUUCAGAUCCUGGCUAUUGUAGUAAUAGCAUAUCGGCCUCUUACGCUUGA